AGAGAGAGUAACGCAGUGAUUAAAGGGGCGAUAAAUGAAUGAGAACCGACCCGCCUUCCCUUGUUUCUCUCACUAUUGACUCUGCCCUUGUCAAUAUUUCCUCUUAUUCUGAUCUCUCUUUCUUGCCUGAACACAUUCUUCAUGACCUUUUUCUGGUAACCCCACUUUACACUUGUUUGUUUUUAUGAGUUUUUUUUUCUACACUCAAUCUGAUAGGACAUUGAGAGCUGGCAAGCUAAAUGAAAAGAUUUUGAAGGUGUUUAUUGCAACUGGAAAAGAAGAAAUCCUCUCACUAAUUGCUUCAUUUAACAUCCGUUGUGUUGUUACUCCUGUGCUUCCUACUAGAUGCUCUGAGAAAUUCUGAUAUUGUUUAGUAGCAAGCAAUUAUUGCAAAAGAUUCUUGCCAUUUCUCAAGACAACAAAGCCUGUUCUUGCUUUUGUUCAUUGCUAGCCUUAAAAAAUGUCUCAAUUCAGCGUCAAAGAUGAUGAGGUAGAUAUUGUGAUUGCUGCAAUUGAACCAGAUCUUACUUCGUUUCUGGAAGAAUGGAGAGCAGUAUUCUCCCGAUUUCACCUGAUAAUUAUCAAAGAUCCUGACCUCAAAGAAGAACUUAAAAUUCCCGGUGGAUUUAAUUAUGAUACCUAUACAAAAGCUGAUAUUCAACGAAUUAUUGGACCUUUGAAUGCUGUAACUUUCUCUGGUUACUCAUGCCGAUAUUUUGGCUAUCUCUUGUCAAAGAAGAAAUAUAUCAUCUCAUUAGAUGCUGACUGCAUUCCAGCUAAGAAUAAUGAGGGUAUCCAAGUCGAUGCCAUCGCCCAGCAUAUCAAUAACCUCGCAAAUCCUGCCACCCCAUUUUUCUUUAAUACCCUCUACGAUCCUUACUGUAAAGGAGCUGAUUUUGUUCGCGGCUACCCAUUUAGCUUGCGAAGUGGUGUCUCGUGUGCUCUGUCAUGUGGACUGUGGCUUAAUUUAGCAGAUCUUGAUGCACCUACACAAGCCCUCAAGCCGGCGCUGAGGAACACUCGAUAUGUUGAUGCUGUCCUCACUGUACCAGCUAGGUCCCUGAUGCCUCUCAGUGGAAUCAAUAUAGCGUUUGAUCGUGAGUUGGUGGGACCUGCUUUGCUGCCAUCUUUCAGGUUGGCAAAAGAAGGAAAGUUCAGGUGGGAAACUGUGGAGGAUAUAUGGACCGGUAUGUGUGUUAAGGUCGUAUGUGAUCACUUAGGAUAUGGUGUGAAAACUGGGCUUCCAUACGUGUGGAGGAAAGAAAGAGGCGAUGCCAUAGAGAGUUUGAAGAAAGAGUGGGAGGGGGUGAAGCUGAUGGAAGAAGUUGUUCCAUUCUUUCAAUCAAUGAGAUUGACUCCGGCUGCAAAAACGGCAGAAGAUUGUGUGAUUGAGAUUGCAGCAGCCGUGAAGGAGCAGCUGGGGCGAAUAGAUCCUGUGUUCACCCGUGCAGCUGAUUCCAUGGUCGAGUGGGUGCAGCUCUGGAAGACAGUCAAAACCCAAGCGUAAUCUAGUCUUGCUUGGUGAAGUUUCAUAUUAUUUAUUUACUUCCAGUAUCCUUAAAAGGCAUGUACAUUUAUUCCAGACGGUUCUCCUUAAACUGAUGCAUAAUAUAGACAAGUUUCAAAUGUUACCUAGGCUGACCAAGAUUUGAAAAUAAUGUUUUCUUGGUUUACAUUCUGGCUCUCUUAAUGCUUGGUUCAUUUUAUGUGAGACUCAACAGGAAAGGGGAAAUAAACGGUGUAAUGCUUGCUGCUUC
Molecule: messenger RNA, 1757 nt
Organism: Lycium ferocissimum
Lineage: Eukaryota; Viridiplantae; Streptophyta; Magnoliopsida; Solanales; Solanaceae
Product: probable UDP-arabinopyranose mutase 5
Exons: 3
Coding region: 461-1507 (348 amino acids)
Biological process (GO): plant-type cell wall biogenesis; UDP-L-arabinose metabolic process
Cellular component (GO): cytosol; Golgi apparatus
Molecular function (GO): UDP-arabinopyranose mutase activity
Source: RefSeq, a predicted model, not a curated record